Messenger RNA from Carica papaya (papaya), 1744 nucleotides. RefSeq names its product Pyridoxal-5'-phosphate-dependent enzyme family protein (gene MTO2). The record is from RefSeq and is a predicted model, not a curated record. Gene Ontology annotation, biological process: amino acid metabolic process. Lineage: Eukaryota; Viridiplantae; Streptophyta; Magnoliopsida; Brassicales; Caricaceae. Gene Ontology annotation, molecular function: pyridoxal phosphate binding.
UGCUCUCCUUUCCCUUUCCCCUCUCCAAACCCGUCGCUAUCUGACGAGAACAUCCGCGAUGAGGCGCGCCGACAGCGCUCUUCCUCCUCCAACCCUUUCUCCGCACGCUACGUUCCCUUCAACGGCCCUGAUUCGUCCGAGUUCUAUUCGCUCGACGAGAUCGUCUACCGCAGCCGCUCCGGCGGCCUGCUCGACGUCCAGCAUGACAUGGAUGCGUUGAGGAAGUUCGACGGCGGGUAUUGGCGGGAGCUAUUCGACUCUCGCGUAGGGAAAACUACGUGGCCUUACGGGUCCGGAGUAUGGUCGAAGAAGGAGUGGGUUCUACCCGAGAUCGACGACGACGACAUUGUCAGUGCUUUCGAAGGGAAUUCCAAUCUUUUCUGGGCCGAGCGUUUUGGCAAACAGUUUCUGGGCAUGAACGAUUUGUGGGUAAAACACUGUGGGAUCAGCCAUACGGGUAGUUUCAAGGAUCUGGGAAUGACCGUUCUGGUCAGCCAAGUGAACCGCUUGCGCAAAAUGAAGCGACCACUCGUUGGAGUUGGUUGCGCCUCCACCGGCGACACAUCGGCGGCGUUAUCCGCUUACUGCGCUUCUGCUGGGAUUCCCUCAAUCGUGUUUUUGCCUGCGAACAAGAUAUCAAUCGCGCAACUGGUGCAGCCAAUCGCAAAUGGAGCUUUUGUGUUGAGCAUAGAUACUGAUUUUGAUGGGUGCAUGAAGUUGAUAAGGGAAGUAACGUCAGAGCUGCCUAUCUAUUUGGCUAAUUCUUUAAACAGUUUAAGACUGGAAGGACAAAAGACUGCUGCAAUCGAGAUACUGCAGCAGUUUGAUUGGGAAGUGCCUGAUUGGGUGAUCGUGCCGGGUGGUAAUCUUGGUAACAUAUAUGCUUUUUAUAAAGGUUUUAAAAUGUGCCAAGAACUGGGUCUUGUUGAUAGUAUUCCCAGGCUUGUUUGUGCUCAGGCAGCCAAUGCUAAUCCGCUUUACCUACAUUACAAGGCGGGAUGGAAGGAUUUUAAGCCAGUGAAGGCUAAUUCCACGUUUGCCUCUGCUAUCCAGAUCGGAGACCCUGUUUCCAUUGACAGAGCUGUGUACGCUCUCAAAAAUUCAGAUGGGAUUGUUGAGGAAGCGACGGAGGAGGAGUUAAUGGACGCAAUGGCACGAGCAGAUUCCACAGGCAUGUUUAUAUGCCCACACACCGGGGUUGCUUUGACGGCUCUGAUUAAGCUGAGGAAUAGCGGGGUGAUAGGGCCAACGGACAGAACUGUAGUGGUGAGCACUGCUCAUGGGUUGAAAUUCACGCAGUCAAAGAUUGAUUAUCAUUCAAAGGCUAUUCCUGACAUGGCUUGCCAGUUUGCUAAUCCACCAGUGCAAGUCAACGCGGAUUUUGGGGCAGUGAUGGAUGUGCUGAAGAGUUACUUGGGUAACAAGGCUCCCAACUAAUAGGAUUUCAUGUUGUAAGUUUAGGCCCCUUAUACUCUGUUCAAAUCACGUUUAUUUGGUUUUUCUUUUUUCUUUUUUUUUUUUUUUGAAAUAACACGUUUAUUUGGUUUUGAUAUGCCCUUUUUCUUAGAUAAGUUUUACAGUAGGUUUGGGUUGUAGGACGGGUUUUGUGUGAAGAUGGUAGGUAAUUUUGGGUUUUAUAUAGAGUAGAAAUCAUCUUCCACCAACAUUUGAGUAUGUGAAGCAUGAAUAGGCUAACGUUUAAUCUGCUAUCUGUUACCUUUUUUGGGACAGAAAUGGAUGAAAA